Molecule: messenger RNA, 2587 nt
Organism: Onychostoma macrolepis
Lineage: Eukaryota; Metazoa; Chordata; Actinopteri; Cypriniformes; Cyprinidae
Gene: slc25a28
Product: solute carrier family 25 member 28
Exons: 4
Coding region: 154-1344 (396 amino acids)
Biological process (GO): iron import into the mitochondrion
Cellular component (GO): mitochondrial membrane
Molecular function (GO): ferrous iron transmembrane transporter activity
Source: RefSeq, a predicted model, not a curated record
GGACACAGCGAAAGGGCGUUUCCGUUUCCCUUCGCGGCCUGUUCUGUCGGUUACCGCCUGCUGCGCACUUCUAGCUGAACGGGACGCGUCCUCUCCCCGGUGCUCAGGCGGGAGAGGCCCGAGCUGAACGCGUAAACAUCGGGCGUGGGACGCAUGAUUUUAAAGGACUGGGUGCUGCAAAUGGAAGCGGAUGGUUUUGUGCGCAGGCGGCGGAUGACAGCGGACACAUCGGGCGGCGAUGCCGCGGUGGCCGGAGCUUCCGCGGGCGCGGAGAUACACUGGCUCGGCGGCAGGUUCUGGGGUGUUUCCGAGAGUCUCGUCGGCACUUUGACACCUCGGAUAGCAGGAGAAACGGAGCUUCAUGUUGGACAUUUCUAUGGCUCCCAGGAGGCCAAUGAUUUCUCGGAACCGGACUAUGAGGGUUUGCCCCAGGGCGCCUCUACCAGCACGCACAUGUUGGCAGGGGCAGUGGCAGGAAUCAUGGAGCAUUGCCUGAUGUUCCCUAUUGAUUGUGUGAAGACGCGCAUGCAGAGCCUUCAGCCAGAGCCAGCUGCCCGCUACCGUAACGUGAUGGAUGCUUUGUGGCGAAUCGUGAGGACUGAGGGAAUCUGGAGGCCAAUCAGGGGUCUGAAUAUUACAGCUGUAGGGGCAGGGCCAGCCCAUGCACUUUACUUCGCCUGUUACGAAAGGUUGAAAAAGGUCCUCAGUGAUAUCAUCCAUCCGGGAGCGAACAGUCAUUUGGCGAACGGGACCGCUGGAUGUGUUGCCACAUUACUUCACGAUGCUGUAAUGAAUCCAGCUGAAGUGGUGAAGCAGAGGAUGCAGAUGUAUAACUCGCCAUACCGUGGCGUUCUGGACUGUAUGCGCUGUGUGUGGCGGCAGGAGGGGGCGCUGGCGUUUUAUCGCAGCUACACCACGCAGCUCACCAUGAACGUCCCUUUCCAGGCGUUGCACUUCAUGACCUACGAAUAUCUGCAAGAGCUGCUGAACCCCCAAAGACAUUACAACCCCUCCUCCCACAUGGUGUCGGGCGCGCUGGCAGGAGCCAUUGCCGCCGCCGCCACCACGCCACUGGACGUUUGCAAGACGCUGCUGAACACGCAAGAGUCUCUGGCGAUAGAUUCCGUCAGCCAGAGCGAAAGACAGAUCACGGGCCUCGGCCAUGCCUUCCGGACUGUCUACAGGCUUGGCGGCCUUCCCGCGUACUUCAAAGGCGUUCAGGCCAGGGUCAUAUACCAGAUGCCCUCAACUGCCAUCAGCUGGUCCGUCUACGAGUUCUUCAAGUACGUUAUCACCAAACACCAGCACGAGAAGCGCAGGAUCCAGAGGGACGGAGAGAAGUAAGCGCUCACAGCUGGCCUGACCUUGGCUUUCUCUCGCAUAACCAACCAGAUAAGCACUCGAGCUGCAAAAGGACUGAUUUAAUAAAUGAUACGCACAUAUAGAGUCCAAACACUCAUGUCUGUUUACUUCCUUUCAGUCGGCAUUUAAUACUGAAACUUUCCUGUAUAAUUCAACUAAUAAUCAUGACCUAAGUUCUCACUGUGAAGGCUCAAGGUUUUGUUUGCGACAUCCUACUUUGCACUUAACCCAAAUUACACCUCCCACAAGAGGGCAUCAGAGGCCUCUUUAGACUUUACAUGCUCAUGAGUGGGUGGUCCUUCAAGUUUGUGGGUGGGGUUUAGAGCCUCUAGACUUCUCCAAUUCCUAAACAGUACCUAGAACAGCAAACCUGACCCCUAGUUUUUUUUUUGUUUUUUUUUUUGUUAUAUAUAUUUUCCUAGCCAAAACCAAUACGCACAAGUCAAGACAUAUCUGUACAUUCAAAUUGGGAUUUUAAACAUCAUUAAAAUCAUUGUUUAUGGCAGAAUGUAGACCUGUACAGUAAUUUAUUGCCUUCUCUGGCUGAAUAGCACUCAGAGAUAAUGAAAGAUAUCUAUGUUAAAGGUAUUUUUUUAAUAUUUGGCGGUGGCUUUUCGUCAGCACUUGUGGGAAAUGUUCCUGCAGUUGAUCCAAAGUUCAGAGAUGGUAUCCCCUUCAUAACUUCUAGAAAUAGGUUUAAGGACACCGCAUAUAGAUAUGUAUAACAGCUUUAGGAAGACACACAGUCAUUUCUGGCCAACAUUAUUAUUAUUCAGUCAACAAUGCCUUAGACAUGCAGAUCACAUGACCUGAGUGUCAUUUAAAAUUUAGAUUCAGAUUUAAUCUGUUGAGGUCCUUCUGAGUAAUUCAGUGAAUAUGAAUUGGUCAUUUGGAAUAAUUUCUAGAUGGACACUGGAAUGUAUUUUGGUUUGCUCUUAACAUAAUUUGAGCUCUUGUGUUUGAGCUUCAGCUGGCAGUUGAACAUAUGAAGAGUUUUAUUGAUGAAAUCUGACUGCCCCGUUCCUUUUUGUUCCUCAGCUAUGAAUAAAUUAGCAGUGCAGGGAUUUCCCUGGCUUGCAAUGGCUGAUAUCGGUGUGAGUUUAAUUAUUUAUUCAUACACUUGAUUUAUUCAUGUACUAUAAUUCAAGUUUGGAGUUAAAGGAAUGUUCUGGAUUGACUCCGAUUUGGACUGGUUUGUAAAAAUAAAUGGCUACAGUAUAAUGCA